UCUAUAUCUUCUUUUUCUUCCUGUUUUUCAUCAUGUUAGCUUCUAUAUCAGCAACAACCAUUAAUCCUCGUCAAAAUAAUAUUCCUCUAAUUCAGUCCGUCAAGAAAAACCGUAAUGUAACAUCACUUCGUAUAUAUGCCCGUCAAGCGGCAUUAGUAGCCGAGCCACCAAGUCCCCACAAAACACAAAAUCGCACUGCUCGUCUGGCUGAAUCGUUGUUAAACUUUGUUCAUCUUCAUUUCGAUGCUCCGACUAAUAAUAGUUCGUACGCCGGACACGGUCGAGAAAUAGUUGAUCGUCGACAUAAAAUGGCUGAUCCGGAAGCUCCUAUAAUGUCCCCUAAAGAGGAUAUAUCAGCAAAAUGGAACGAAAUCCAUACGAGUGAUCGCUAUGAGAAUUUGUUGAGCCCUCUCCAACCUUGGCUAAGACGAGAAAUCGUUAAAUAUGGCGAGUUUGCUCAAGCUACAUACGACGCGUUCGACUUCGAUUCAUUCUCGGAGUAUUGCGGGAGUUGUAGGUAUAACCGUCAAAAGCUUUUUGAGAAACUUGGACUUAGCAAGAACGGAUACGAAAUUACAAAGUACAUAUAUGCCAUGUCGCAUGUAGAUGUUCCUCGAUGGCUCGAAAGAUCUCAUUUAGUAGAUACAUCAUGGAGUAAAGAUUCGAACUGGAUGGGGUACAUCGCAGUUAGCGAUAACGAAGAAACAAAACGCUUAGGCCGGCGAGACAUUGUUGUUGCGUGGCGUGGAACUGUCGCACCUACGGAAUGGUUCGAGGAUUUACAGAAUAAAUUAGAACCGAUCGACGAAUCGGGAGGUGAAGUGAAAGUUGAGCAUGGAUUUCGUCAUAUAUACACGUCCAAGAGUGAAACUACUAGGUAUAACAAGCUCAGUGCAUCUCAGCAGGUGAUGAAUGAAGUAAAAAGGCUUGUAAAAUUGUACAGAGAAAAAGGUGAAGCAGUUAGCCUUACAAUCACCGGACACAGCCUUGGAGGAGCUUUGGCACUACUCAACGCUUACGAAGCCGCCGAAACAAUCUCUGGUCUUCCGAUAAGUGUCAUCUCAUUCGGUGCUCCUCGAGUUGGGAAUGUGGCAUUCAGAGAUAAAUUACAUAAGAUGGGUGUCAGAACAUUGCGAGUGGUGGUUAAACAAGAUUUAGUUCCUAAAGCCCCGGGAAUCAUGCUAAAUGAGAGUAUUAAGAAAUUUGAAGAGAUUACAGGGAACUUAGAUUGGGUUUAUACCCAUGUAGGAGCUGAAAUCAAAGUCGAUGUUCGAUCAUCUCCAUAUCUAAAACGUAAAUUCGAUCUGUUAGGAUUUCAUAGUCUAGAGACAUACCUUCAUCUUGUGGAUGGGUUGGUUAGUUCAGAAUCAAGUUUUCGAGAACAUGCUAAGAGGGAUGUGGCAUUAGUUAACAAAGCUUGUGGAAUGUUAGUAGAUGAACUAAGAAUUCCAGAAAAUUGGUAUCAGUUGGAGCAUAAAGGACUUGUAAAGAAUCCUUAUGGUAGAUGGGUAAAACCAACUAGAGAUUCCGAAGAUGUACCCUCCUUGCAUCACAUAAAUGAAACUCCAUGUCCUCCAUGUUUGGAUUGAAAUAUGUAAAUGUUAAUAUUGUAAUUGUAUAUACUAUGUAUAAAGCAUUGGAGUAUGUAAAUGUUAAUAUUGUAAUUGUAUAUACUAUGUAUAAAGUAUUGGAGAAAAUGAGUUUUUAAUGUUUUGAUUUUAUGGUCUUGGUGGGAAUGGAACUUAGGACCUUUGGGUCUCUAAGAGCUCUUACUUAUUUUCUAUGAGUGAAUGAAAUAGGUCUUUUAGUCCCACAUUGGGUAUUACUAAAGAGGAGAUCCACUAUAUAGCUAUUUCUUUAUGGAUUGUAAUAGAAUCUAGGAAAUGUGUUGUAACUAAGGGUAAAGAUUAUGUCGGACAGG
Papaver somniferum (opium poppy) is the source of this 1921-nucleotide messenger RNA. RefSeq names its product phospholipase A1-Igamma1, chloroplastic. Gene Ontology annotation, molecular function: glycerophospholipase activity. Bases 33 to 1589 code for a protein of 518 amino acids. The transcript has a single exon. NCBI's taxonomy places the organism in Eukaryota, Viridiplantae, Streptophyta, Magnoliopsida, Ranunculales, Papaveraceae. Gene Ontology annotation, biological process: lipid metabolic process. The record is from RefSeq and is a predicted model, not a curated record.